AUGGCUGAGUUGGUUGAUCAAAUAAAAAGAUCAACACCACUACACAUUGCGGCUGCAAAAAAAGGGUGGUUACCAAUUGUCGAGAUGUUGCUUGAAGUGAAGCCGAACAUGUGUUUCGUGCACGAUCAAGAUGGAAUGACGCCCCUUCAUGUCGCAGCAGUAAAUGGUAACACCGACGUCCUUAAAGAGUUUCUCAAGAAGAAGCAUCAGGCUGCUUUGGAACGAACUACGAAAGGUGAGACUAUUUUACAUUUGUGCGUUAAAAAUUGUCAGCUAGACACAUUGAAAGCAUUGGUUAAGGAUACAUAUGAUCUUGAGUUACUUAACUCCGGGGAUAAUGAUGGCAACACAGUCUUGCACCUUGCUGUGGCUUACAAAGAAUAUAAGAUGUUAGAGUUUUUACUAGAGCAAGGUGAUAACAAGAUAGAUAAAAACGCUAUGAACGAGAAAAACAAGACAACUAUGGAUAUUUUCGACCUAACAAAAAUUAGGAAGGAUUCUGAUGAGGAUAGAAAAGCUAAUGAGAAUAAUUUAGCACAAUGCUUGUGUACUAUAGUAGGAUGGGAGGACGAAAAAUGGUUGGAGGAGCAGAACACAGCUCUAAUGGUUGUUGCAUCUUGUAUUGCGACCUUGUCAUUCCAAGUCGGAAUUAAUCCACCCGGAAGUGUUUGGACGGAUAAUGAACAAGGUCAUGUGGCAGGUACGUCCAUAAUGUCAUAUGAUACCGAUAAAGAUUCAUACAAUCUAGUACAAGUUAGCAACACUGUUGGGCUCAUGUCAUCGCUAAGUGUCAUCCUUCUCCUUAUUAGCGGCCUUCCUUGCAAGGGACAUUUUGUGUUCAUUUUGAGGGUUACUUUGUGGAUUGCUGUGACCGCGAGUGCAGUUACUUACUUUUACACGAUAGGGUACAUUACAAAUGAGCUUGGAGACAAAGCUGUCUUAGUCGAUGCUAUGGAAUAUUCUGUCGAGGUAUGGCUAUGGCUCAUGAUGGUGAUACUCUUUGGACAUGGUGUGCGCUUCAUAUGGAAGAUUAUGGGUCAUGAGAGAAGGGCAAAUAUUAAAAAAACUUUGAAAACUGAUAAGUGGAGUCAGUAUUGUUGA
Molecule: messenger RNA, 1101 nt
Organism: Chenopodium quinoa (quinoa)
Lineage: Eukaryota; Viridiplantae; Streptophyta; Magnoliopsida; Caryophyllales; Amaranthaceae
Product: ankyrin repeat-containing protein NPR4-like
Exons: 3
Coding region: 1-1101 (366 amino acids)
Molecular function (GO): protein binding
Source: RefSeq, a predicted model, not a curated record